This is a messenger RNA of Mercenaria mercenaria, 15641 nucleotides long. Its product is annotated as huntingtin-like. Gene Ontology annotation, cellular component: nucleus; cytoplasm. Lineage: Eukaryota; Metazoa; Mollusca; Bivalvia; Venerida; Veneridae. The transcript has 52 exons. The record is from RefSeq and is a predicted model, not a curated record. The coding region runs from base 82 to 8586 and encodes 2834 amino acids.
UACAUUGUGAAUUUGCUGCCUUGUGUGGCGAGGAUAUGUAGACGUGAAGAUGAAGGGAUACAAGAGACAUUGCUAGCUGCUAUGAUCAAGAUUUGUCCUGCUCUGAUGGUGUUUGCAACUGAUACAGAGGUCAAGGUGCUGAUAAAAGCAUUUCUGCCAAAUUUGAAGUCCAACCUGGCAUCUUGUAGAAGGGCAGCAGCCAUGUGUCUGACACUGAUCUGUCAGUACUCAAGAAAUCCACCAACAUUUAUUGAAUUUUUACUUGUUAGUCUUUUAGAAUUAGUGUUACCAGUUGAGAGAGAUAUUGAGGGUCCUGUUUUGGUUGGUGUUAUCAUGUGUUUGCGUAACCUUAUCCCACUGUUGUCGGAACAUAGCCUCGAGGCACAGGGAAUGAAGGGAAGUUUCGGGGAAACAAAACCACUGAAGACGGAAACUGUGUCAACGGAACAAAUCAUUACUGUAUACCAGCUACUGGUUCACCACCUGAGUCAUGUUGAUCAUAACGUUGUUAAUUCAUGCCUUGAAGCAUUACAACAAUUGUUACGUACCCCACCCACUAGUCUGAAGACAGUACUAACCAGUGAUGGAGGAAUUUCGGAGACAUUUAUAUACAAGAAAGACAUGAAAACACACUCUAAUGUGCUAGCAGAUGUCCCUUCAACAAGUCAGUUAUCGGUGGCAUCAGAAGACACAGGAUUGGAUGAAGAGUCAGAGUCAUGUGAUAUCAAGAGCCAAUCAGGAGUCUCAGACACUGCCUCAUCUGCAUAUUCAUCAGAGAUGGACCAAUCAGAGACAAAGUUACAGGAAAUAAGCUCUGCUGAUUCAGAAACAGUAAAGGAGAACCUAGAAAAUGCUGAAUUGGAAAGUGAUUUAGGGGUUGUGAUAAAUUGUGAUGAGCCUGAGGAAUAUUCUAAUGUUGAAAUAGGUGACCUUCAAGAGGACAAGUCUGAGCAAUCAGGUUUAUCUAAUAUAAAUACAGGGAGUCAAGAAACUCUUCUCAGUAUUAAAAGCCUGAGUCCAACUCACAAAAUUGAAGGCAGGUUAGAAAUUAUUGGUCAAGACAUGAAUGGUAAUCCGGAAAUUGUAGAACCUGAAUUUUGCGAGUUAGUGUCCCCCAUGCCAACAGAAAGUGAUGUAAAUAUUCUAGAUAAAAUUGGGUCAGAGACAGAGGGUGUACCUCUAGUGUAUUGCAUGAGGGUGAUCUGUGGUCGAUUCUUGCUCUCUGGGAAGCCAGGGGAAUUGAUGCCUGACAGAAGGGUGAGGGUCAGCGUGAAAAGUCUCGCUCUAGGAAAUGUUGCUUAUGCAGUAAGACUGGCACCAUCGUUAUUUCUACAGAAGUUACAGAAAACAAGUGGCCAUGGUUCUGAGGAAAGUGCAAUAAUACGUGACAUUCUGCUGUAUGCAAGUCAUCCUGAUCCUCAGUUGAAGGGUACCUGUAGUAUAAUUAUUGGUAAUCUAGUGUCGGCGGUCCUCACAGAGGGCAGGGGUGACUUUGAUAAAUGGGUCAAACUGAACAAUGAGAAUACAGGUAAUUUAUGUCUGUCGAGUCUGGUAGACACUCUGUUGUUUAUAGCAGAGGACUCUUCCUCAGUUGCUGCGAGACUCGCUGUCUCCGCUCUCGGGACGUGUCUGCCGAAACUCCUACACAGUAACCAUGGUAACCUAGCUAUCAAAGCCUUGCUCAAACUACUACAAGUGAAGAACAACUCAUACUGGCUUGUUAAGGUAGAAGUAAUGGAGUUUGUACGCAGCUUGGACUUCAAGGUGAUGAAACAUCUCGAGAAUACAUGCUCAGCUAAAUUUGGACAGAAGCAGUUCUUAGGGCCUUUGUCUCUACAAGAUCAUAUUUUAGAGGAAGUAGUGCUAGUCUAUAUUGGAGAUGAAGACGGCAGAGUAAGAAAAGCUGCUGCGCACACACUUGUCAGAUUGGUGAAACAGCUUUUCUACCCAGUGGAUUUUCCUCAUCAGGAUCCUGUAAUUGCGGUUGCCAGAAACAAUAUUGACAACUUCUUGUUUCCCACAAUGCAUGAUUGGUGUCAGCAGCCUCCUCCUCCUGUGCAGGGAUUGGUCAGACCAUAUCAUGUGGCACCUAGACUGGUUGUGCAAUCUACUAUGGAAAGUGUCCUCUCUAGACUGGUUUUAUCACUCAUGGAAAAACUCAACAUGGCAAAAUCCAAAUAUCUUAUAGCGGGAUGCUGUCAGGCAUUGAGUAUGUUAUCAGAAGUAUAUGAGACCAGUUGUUACCCCCAUGCCUGGGGCUGUGCAGUUCCUGUGCCCUUACUCCCUAAAGAAACCACCAGUAAAUAUAGGCGACCUCCAACUCGCUCCCUCAGUGGAUCUAGUACAUUUAGCCUGGAUGAGUUAACAAGUAGCACCGGUGGAGGACCCUUACCGUUGAUUCUGUCUUUGCUGACCUCAUCAGCUGUAACCUUUGACCUUUCUACUCACCAGAUGGUCCUUCAGCUAGCAGGAAAUCUAGUUGCUGGAAGUGCCUACAGAUGUCUGAAGAACCAGGAUGUUGAUCACCAGAAGUCUGACAGCCAGUCCGAAGAGGGAGCAUGGUCGGCAUUAUCCAAUCGUCUUCUUGUACCACUGAUUGACCAUCUUCUCACACAUGUCGCAAGAAUACUAAAUGCGUUUGCCCAUGUGAUAGAUGAGCAGCAGCCUGGACCUCCACAGAUGAAGACCGCCCUCCCGUCACUACCCACAGCCCCAAGCCUGAGCCCCAUUAAACGUAAAGCCAAGGGGGAGAAAGAGGCUGGUUCAGCCCCUAACACUCAAAACCAGGAUGUUAAAAAUACCCCUAAACCUACACAGAAAGAAAAAGACAAAGAGGCAGAGAAGGAGCGAAGUAAGAAAGAUGGUCUCGGCACAUUUUAUACAGUGCCUCAUUAUGUAAAGUUCUACGAAGUGCUGAAAGGGGCAUACUCCAACUAUAAAAUUUCAUUGGACCUGUCAGUAACAGAUAAGUUUUGUGCGAUGUUGAAGACCAGUCUGUAUGUGUUUUCUCAAAUUCUGGAAGUUGCUACCCUCUCAGAUAUUGGCAAAUAUGCAGAGGAAUUCCUCAACUAUCUGAAGUCUACUAUAUCUCUCGAGCCUACAGAUACUGUACUCUGUGUUCAACAGUUACUGAAGGCAUUGUUUGGAACAAAUCUGUGUAGUCAGUGGGAGGAGCAUCAAGUGCAGAACCAACCGCGUAAACCUGGCAAGGCAACACGACUCUCUGGUAACAAGGAUGGCCUGUAUCAGUGUACGUUUACACAGCCAUACUCACAGUUCACACAGGCACUUGCAGCAGCGGCCAUCAAGGCAGUCAGUCCAGAUUAUGAAGAUACUACAGGAGUUUUAACAUGGCUGAAGAAAUGUGUGGAGAGAAAAGUUCCAGCUAUACUCAAACCAAGCAGCAAAGCUGACAAGACCGCUAUAGCUGCAUACAUUCGUCUGUUUGAGCCGCUAGUGAUUAAAGCAUUAAAACAGUACACAGUAACAAGUUCCUUGCCCCUACAGCAACAGGUGCUGGACCUGUUGUCUCAGCUUGUGCAGCUGCGGGUUAACUAUUGCCUGUUAGACUCAGACCAGGUCUUCAUUGGGUUCGUCAUCAAACAAUUUGAGUACAUAGAGGAAGGACAGAUCAGGAGGUCAAAUACACUGGUACCAAAUAUUUUCAACUUCCUUGUGAUGUUGUCUUAUGAGAAGUUCCACAGUAAACCAGUGAUCACCAUGCCGAAAAUAAUACAGCUCUGUGAUGGUAUAAUGGCCAGUGGCCUUGACCCAACUUCUCAUGCAAUACCAGCUCUGCAGCCCAUUGUACAUGAUCUAUUCCUGCUACGGGGAGCCAGCAAGUCUGAUAUCAGCAAGGAACUGGAGACACAAAGGGAGGUCAUUGUGUCCAUGCUUCUCAGACUUAUACAGUACCACCAGGCAAUAGAGAUGUUUGUGAUAGUAUUACAACAGUGUCACAGAGAAAGUGAGGAGAGAUGGAAACGAUUGUCUCGACAAGUAACCGAUACAGUUCUUCCUGCACUAGCUAAACAACAGAUUGAUUUGAACAGCCAGGUAGCCCUAGAUGUGGUACAUAGAUUGUUUGAGUCAGUAGCUCCCAUAGUGUUCCGACCAGUGGAUAUCCUCCUCAAAACUCUGCUCAUGAAACCAGCUAACAUAAGCACGUGUAAAGGUUUGGUGCGCUGGAUGUGUCUAGUUCUCUCUGUACUGAGAGUCCUGAUGGCUCAGACGAAGGAAGAAGUGGUUCUAUCCAGGAUUCACGAACUUGGCCUCAAAUUGCAUGUGUUUCAGACGGGCGAAAGUGAGAUUACGGAGAGGGAAAGAGGAGUUGUGGAUAGUCUAUCCCCAGAGGAGAUUAUGGCAAGAUUAUUCCUGCAGAUAAUAGGACACUGCAUAGCAAUGAUCAACGAGGUGGCGCUGCAGUCAGGGUCAGGUGACACAUUGUGUAACUUCCUGUCUCAACAACUGUCACACUUGCUCAUGUAUAUUACACACAUGUUCCAGUCUGGUUCAUUCAGAAGGGUAGCCACUGCCUCUGUGCAGCAAAUAAAACAACGAUCUUUGGCCUGUUACUAUGACAUCAAGGCAAUCAACCAUGACUUCCUGUUGCUAGGGGUGACACAACCGACCUUGACCUUACAGUGGUGUAAUGUUCUGAUCCUGAUGAACUUCAGUGACCAGAGUUUCUGGAGUGAUGUUGUGAAAACACCAAAGAAAUAUAUCAUGGCAUCUUCAAGCAGUUCAGCAGAGGAAAAAUCCCCAGAAGAAACAGAUGUUCAGUCCCCACGUGCUCAGAGGUGUUGUAAUGAUGAAAUACUGAGGAGGGGAGGGCUGAUUCUGUUCUGUGAUUAUGCUUGUGAGAAUCUGAAUGACUCGGAGCACAUGACCUGGGUGUUGAUUAACCAUGUUCGGGACCUGAUAGAACUCUCAGAGGAGGCUCCUGUUCAAGACUUUAUUGGUGCAAUACACAGGAAUUCUGCUGCAAGUAGUCUGUUUAUACAGGCUAUCCAUGCACGAUGGGAGGAUGUCACUAGACCCUCACUCGUCAGGAAGACAUUGAAGUGUUUAGAUGCAAUCCAUUUUUCACAAAGUGGAGCAUUAUUGACCCUACUGAUUGACAAGUUUCUAAGUACCCACCACCUGGCUGUGGCACGUGCCUGUGAUAAUAUAGCUUGUCGAAGGGUAGAAAUGCUACUGGCAGAGUCCCCACAGGAGAGAGCCCAGCAGUUACCUUUAGAGGAUCUAGAUAAACUGCUCAUUUUCAUGAAAAAGAACAAGUUAAUUGCAAAACAUGCUCGGCUUCUGUCAUUGUUGGGGAAAUUUAGAGAAUCUAUAGCAGAUGAUACUAAGUCUCCAAUACCAGCUGAAGUAUCACAUUCACUUAAGUUGCCUCCCUUUAUUGGAGAUCUUCAAUUGGAAAAGGAUGGUUAUAUGAGUAUAGUAAGAGAGCAGUGUUAUGCUCAGAAUGGCAGCAGUAGGGAGUGUGCCAGUCUACUACAACAUCUAGACUAUGCUGACAUGCUCUCUGUCAUGAUGACAAAGGAGUUUAAUUUGAACAUUAUGGAAGAAUGUAUUUCAAUUGGUACCCAGCGAACACUUCAGAAAUACAGCAGAGAAUCAGACAUUCCUUCAACUGGGAACCAUUCAAAUGAGUGGAUGCUUGAUCCAUUGUUUCAAGCCUCCCAGCUAACACUGAUGAGGCAUAUAAACAAUAUUGUCAAUAUGCUGCCAGUCCCUCAUGAAAUUAUGAACUUUUAUGAAGCCAAAGAUGGACAUAUCUCAAAGUAUUUAGAGAAACUAGAAGAUUUUUUCACAGACAGUUCAUCAGUGGAUAUAGUGUUUACCCUGACUUCUUCCUUAUUGCAAUAUUUAGUGUCUAUAUCAGUGUUUCCAUGGAAACCUAAAGUGCCAACAGAAUCUCAGAAUGAUGUUUGUAGAUUUUGUACUUUUUGUUUAGAGUGUGUGAGUUGGUUGCUAUGCAGUAACAAUAUGCCAACAGCAGAACAACUGAGUAUCAGUCUGCAGUGUGUGAGGACAGUCCUGCAGAAUCCACAACUCUGCUCUCUGAUUGGUCAAACGAAUCAUGUGACCUGGGUCUGCUCAAUUUCCAAAACUGUACAUCAGAUUGUGUCUGCCUUGUGUGUGUUACCAGGGCAACAGAUGUGUGUACAUGUCAGGCAUGAAGAUACCCCUACCAACUCACACAAAGAUGAUUUGCAUUAUUUGACCCAAGCCUGUGAUGAAGUGUCGGAACUUGUGCAAUAUGUUCUCACUCAGUCAAGUUUGUCUGGCAUGAACCACGGAACCACCGUACUUCCAAACAACCUCUCUAGUCUUAUAUCUUCUGUUGUUAUAGGUCUUUCAAGAACUCCAGUGUUGAAUAGUUUUGCUCGAACACCACCAAUUGUCUGGAAGAUGGGCUGGAUCCCAACUCCAAGUGGGGAACCAAAGACAAAGUUACCUCCCCUACCUAUAGAUCUCAUGCUGGAUAAAGAGGUCCUCAGAGAAUUUGUCCACAGGAUCAGCAUAAUAGGUUGGAUAUCACGGCAGCAGUUCGAGGAGACAUGGAUGUGUUUACUAGGUGUAUUAAAUCCUGUUUCACCGGAGCAGCAUUUCUCACCCGAGGAAGAGGUAGAGAGGACCCACUGUAUGGUGUAUGCUGUAAGAGCUAUCACAAACAUGCUGGUACAAACAAUGAUCGUUCCCUCUCCGGGAAACCCUACCCAGGGACAGUUUGAUGUUCAACCCAGGGAUAAACCACUUGCUUUCUUACACACAAGGUGUGGUAAAAAAUUGACUGUGAUACGGGGCGUUGUGGAGCAUGAAGUAUUGAGAUUUUCAGCCAACAACAGAAGAAAUACAGGACCAAGCACAGACUCUGUGAAGUACAUGUUUGAUUCCAACCUAGAAAGAGAUACAAGUAUAGAUGACUUUACACUUGGUCAGGUGUCUGUAGAAUCAAUCUGGUCAGUUGUGGGUGUCCUCGAGCCCAACAUGUCGGAUAUGUCGGAUACUACAGACUCUAUAGACAGUCCUACCCACCAGGACACGCCACUCAGUAACCUAGCAACCAGCCCCUCUGAGACAACAAUCACUCGGGAUCCGUCAUUAUCAGCAGGGGGUUUAGAUGUGCACUCCUGUCUCCAGUUCCUUCUAGAUCUGUACAGACAAUGGCUGAUCCCCAACUCCAACAACAAACCACCACUUAUGUUGCUCAAUGAAGUUAUUAAAUCUGUGGUAUGUUUAUCAGACCUGUUUGCGGAGAGGGAACAAUUUGAUUGGAUGUUGGAUACGAUGUUUGAGGUAUACAAGGCUCACCCUGGAGAAGACGAGAUAUCACUACAAUACCUCACUGUGGGUAUCUGCAAGGCGGCUGCUGUUGUUGGAGUGCUGAUGAAUCACCAAGCACCAGAUAACACUUCGUCAGAUCGACUAAUUAAGAUUAUAGAGAACGGAUUACGCAGCACGCACAUACCUAGCAAAGUGUCUGCUCUACACGGAGUGCUGUAUCUCCUUGAGGCUGGCAUUCCAGAAGUCAGUAAACCACUGGUUCCUGUCAUCACCGAGUUCUUGUUGAAGACUUUAACCUCAGUUUCACAACAAGCAGUGUUCAGUCAGAAGUAUCUGUUAACGAUGUGGGCAACGGCUUUCUAUAUUCUCGAGAAUUACAACAUUGAUGUUAAGGACACAGAUUUUCCUUCACAAAUACUACAGCUUGCUAUCAGUAUGGCAUCAAGCAGUGAGGAAGGCGUAUCCACUACCGUAUAUUUAGCGAUUCUCAAAGGCUUGGAAAGACUUCUACUCACUGACGUGCUCACAUCCCAGGAUGCUGAAGUCAUUGUUAAACUUAGUGUGGAUAGGUUGUGUUUACCCAGUCCACAGAGAUCGUUGGCAGCUUUAGGUCUGUUGUUCACGUGUAUGUAUUCUGGAAAACAGUAUGAAGGUUACAGUCCACGACCCAGAGAGCAUGAAGCAUUUAACAUGGAGGAGCCAAGCAGUCUGUUACAGGAUCCAGAGUCACUUAUCCUUGCUAUGGAACGUGUCACAGUACUGUUUGAUAGGAUUAAGAAAGGCUAUCCAUACGAAGCGCGGGUGAUUGGACGAGUGUUACCAGCAUUCCUAGCAGACUUCUUUCCGGCUCAGGACAUCAUGAACAAAGUGAUAGGAGAGUUCCUGUCAAGUCAGCAACCGUACCCACAGCUCAUUGCUAAAGUUGUAUUUCAGGUGUUCAGUAACUUGCAUGAUCAGCGACAGCAUGGUUUAUUGCGUGAUUGGGUGAUGUUAUCGUUGUCUAACUUUACACAGAGGACGCCAGUUUCCAUGGCGAUGUGGUCACUCACUUGUUUCUUCAUCAGUGCUUCAACAAAUCCCUGGCUCAGAAAUCUUUUAUCAUAUGUCCUAACAAGGAUGGGGAAAAUAGAGUUAAUUGACAAGCAUCUGUUUUGUCUGGCUGCUCUCGAGUUCUUCACUCAACUCACAGACGAGACACAGCGGCGCAGCUUCCAGGCAACUUUCCAUACUGUAAGCAUGAACAUACAGGACUCUCCAUAUACAGAAUUGUUGAAUUGUCUACCAAAGUCGUAAUCUAGGUUGUUACUGACAACAGUGUUCAAAACAUCUUGAAGUACAGAACUGUUAAAACUACCCACUGAAAAUUUAUGUUGCUACAGACACUACUGCAUGUAUGUUAAGUAUUUAUACACUAAUCAUGUUGCAAUUGUGUGCUAUAUCUAAGCAGGAUAAUGAUGUUAACCGUGAAAUCAUUUAAUUCAGUGGGCACGAAAUUUCAUGGUUUCGACAUAAAUGGUUAUUUUGUGGUGAUACGAAUAUCAAAUUGCAAACAUAAAAUGAAUUGGAAUUCAUUGGAAUUUUAUGUACAUUGACUCCACAAAAAAAUAGUCCCCCAUAAAGCUGAUUUCAAAGUAUGUGUUCCUAUGAAAUGUAUGUUUGUUUAAAUUUAUGAUAUAGUAUGCACCAUACUUUGUAUAAAUUAAGUUAAUCAUUCAGUGAAGUUUACUGAUUACUUUGAAAUAGGCAGUAUUUUGAAGAUUUUUAUGCCCCCGGCAUCUACUGAUGCUGGUGGCAUAUAGUGAUUGUCCUGUCCGUCCGUCUGUACGAGGUAAACCAAAUUGAACCCUUUCGUCUAGCAUCAAUACCCCUUACUAGAAUGACUUGACACUAAUGCAGAUGUAACCUGUGACCAUUCCUCAGCUUCAGACAUCACCUGACCUCAGUUUGACCUUGACCUCAUUUUGGACUUGAGUUGCUUUAUAUGGGCCAUCUCAUGGUUAACCAAAUGGGACCAUUUCGUCUAGCAUCAAUACCCCUUACAAGAAUGAAUUUAUACUAAUACAGAUGUAAACUGUGACCAUUCCUCAUCUUCAGCAUCACCUGACCGCAGUUUGACCUUGACCUCGUUUUGGACUUGGGUGCAAAAUCUAUCGACAAGGAUGCCACUGGGGCAUCAAGCGUUUAUUGAACGCAGCUCCUUGUUUUAUACUGUUUUAUAAAUAUAUGUAGUUUAGGUCAGUGACAGUCUCUUUCAGUAAAGGUACUGUUCCGCCUAAAAAGAGUCUUUAGAAUGUAAACUAGAACAAAAUGGCAGAUUAAAAUAAGUGGGAGUCAGAAAUACGAAUUCUGUGAACACUGAAUUGCAUAUUUUCACUGUAGUACAUUAUUUACAGAAAAAUUGGAUUGCAUUUUCAUGAAAUAUGUUAUGCAUUUUAUUCCAGGUAACUGAUCGCUGAGUUUUGAAAUUAAUACAUGCUUCAUUAAAUGUUUACGGUUGUGUGGAUUCUACUGCCAGUACAUUUUAAAGAUUUCAAAUAAAAUGUAUAGAAUAUAAUGAAAUGAGCAAGGCCAUGAGAAAAUCAACAUAGUGGCUUUGCGACCAGCAUGGAUCCAGAGCAGCCUGCGCACCCGUGCAGUCUGGUCAGGAUCCAUGCUGUUCGCUUUCAAAGCCUAUUGCAAUUAGAGAAACUAUUAGCGAACAGCAUGGAUCCUGACCAGACUGCGCAGAUGCGCAGGCUGGUGUGGAUCCAUGCUAGUCGCAAAGCCGCUAUGUUGGUUUUCCCAUGGUGCGGCUCAAAUAUUAGUUAUUAGUGGAACAUAACGCAGAAUAAGUAAAGUUUAACAUUUUUGUUUUUGAGAAUAUGACUGUACAUGUAGGAGAACUGUGAUAAUUUCUUCAAGAUCUGGGCCAAUAUUCAUCAAAGUUUUAAGUCUGUAACCUAGACUUUGGUUUUUGCUAUGGAAGUUUUAUUUUUGCAUUGAUUGUAAUGAAACUUUGCAUGGUAGUACAAUAGACAACUACCAGGUAUCUCGGUGAAAUUUUAUUAGUAUAUGUCUGCCAUAAACAAAGUUCUGGCAAACUGAAUGUCCUCUGCUCUCAAAGUCUUAAGACUUAGUAUGAAACUCGGACUUUAAACUCUGAUGAAUAUGAGCCAAUUUUACUACUUCUUUGAAUUAGUUUCAGCCAAAACUUGUGUAAAAAGUAUACAUGUACAUGUAUAAUGUUUAUACAGGCAACUUCUAUAUUGUUCAAGAAAAAAAAAUCAGUCAAGUCUUCUGGAUGCAAAGGAGAUUUUUUGUAGUUGUAAAUUUCAUUAAUAAUUUUUCUAUUUUAGUUUAAUUGAUAAUAUUAGAAGGUAUUGUAAUCACUGAUACCUAAAGCCCAUUCUGUGUGAAACAUGUUUCAAUUUCACUGUCAUGAGUUUUUGGAUGAUUUUGUCCAUGAUAGUGUGGAGGCUCCUUGAUGUUGACCUGUGUACUUUCUUUCACUCACAACUGUUCAAAUAUCUGUUGUAUAAUGAAUAUGUGCGAUUGUGAACUUCUUUGGAAUGUCUGCUUUUCAUUGUUUUAGUAUGCAUUAUGUAUUUCAUAUCAGCUUGAAGUUUUAAGAUGUAUUUUUUACCUUAGUAUUCCAGUAGAACCAUAAUGUUACGACUGUCCCUAAAUUAAGACUAACCCUAAAUUGAGACAUUAUUUAGGAAAAACAGAACAUGGUCAUAUUAAUGAGGUUUAAUCAUAAUUUUGUUUUGAUAUUUACAUUUGGGCAGUCUUUGUAUUUUUCUAUAAGGUAACUUUCUGCCAUCUGAGACGUCUAUAUAUUAGUAAAUGAGUAAUAUAUUGCUGGACUGGCUAAGUGAUCCCUUGAGUCAGAUGGUCUCUGUUCACAUUUGACUGUAUCAAUGUUUUCUGAUUAGUGUCAUGAAGUUGUGCAAAAGCUGUGAAUAUUAGAUUAUAAUGUAUUGUCGUUAAUAAGAAGUAAAAGUCAAAUUUUGUCUUUGAACUUUCUAAAACUUGUAAUCCAGAAGUCAAGUUUACAAGAAAAAAGUCCCUUUUUGGGUGAAAUAACAAAAUUUUAUGCCAGAUAGAAUUACAUAGGUUAUAGAAUCAUAUGCUUAGUACUAAAUUGCAAAAUAGAAUCUGAUCUUUCCUUUAAUAACCUGUUGAAUUUUAGACAUAAAGUUUUGGCUGUAUAAAAAUGUACAUAUUUUUCUCUUCUCUUCUGUAUACGGUAAAUUUUAUUCUUACACAUUUUUCCAUUUCACUUGUUUGUUUCAUGUGUCCACAUGUCCUUGUUCCGCUGCUAAAUUUUUUUUAAUAACUACACGUAAAUAUUGAGUAAACAUGUUUGUGUUCAUAAACAUAUAUGUUUGUUAGGUGUAAUAUAAAGUAUACACUAAUGUAAAGUACUAGUAUACACAGUAUGAAUAUGUAAUGCAUGUAAACAAACUGGAAGCUUUUUUAACAAAUUGCUAUUACAGCCUACUAGAGCAAACUCCCAGCAGUGGUUACCUCCCCUGUGCUACAUUAAUGACUGCCGUCACAAAUACCAUGUGACUAGAAACAUACAUAAACAUUGAAACAUUGAAAAGAAAUUUAAAUAUUUUCUUCUUUUUGACAUUGUUUUCUUUUUUUCAUUUUAUUACCCACAUUAGCCAACAAUCUUUGAAUUAUACUUAAAACAAUUUCAACAAGAGCUCGUCGAACACGAAAUGCCCCCCUUGAUGCAUUUAGUAAUUGCACAAGGAACAGAAAUUAUAUGCUCACUGUAAACAAAAGUUCUACCAUUCUGGUUUAAUCUGACCUUGACCCUUAACCUAACAAGAGAUUACAAAGUGAUCUUGGUGCCAUCCACUGGGCCAUUUUUGAAUGUUCCAAAUUUCAAGACUAGCUCAAGGUCAAAAUCAAGGUCAAAUUUCAUUUUGGUACAAAAUAAUGUGUAUGUGGUCCAUAUUUGAAAGCUGUGGCUUGAGAAAUGUGAAAGUAGGUCACUAGAUCAAUAUCAAGGUCAAAGUUCAUUCCGGUAGACAGAAGUAUGCAUGUGCUUCAAAUUUGAAGGCUGUAGCUUGAGAAAUGUGAAAGUAGGUAGUAGGUAAAAAUCAAUGUCAAGUUUCAAUUCAGAACACAAAAAUAUGCAAGCGGUCCAAAUCUGAAGUCUGUACAAUCAGAAAUGUGAAAGUAGGUCACUAGGUCAAUCUCCAGAUUAAAGUUCAUUUCGGUACACAAAACUAUGCAUGUGGUCCAGAUUUGAAGCCUGUACCUUCAAAAAUGUGAAAGUAGGUCACUAGGUCAAUGUCAAGGUCAAAAUUCUUUUCGGUGCACAAAACUAUGCAUGUGGUCCAAAUUUGAAGGCUGUAGCUACAGAAAUGUGAAAGUAGGUCACUAGGUCAAGGUCAAGGUCAACUCAUGUCAAGGUUCAUCUUGCCACUCAAAACCAUACAUGUGGUCAAAAUUUAAAUGUUGUAGGUUAUUGACAAGAAGAUUUUAAAAGCUUUUCCCUAUAUAAGUCUAUAUGAACCAUGUGACCCCCAGGGCGGGGCCAUAUUUGACCCUAGGGGGAUAAUUUAAACAAACUUGGUAGAGAAUCACUAGAUGAUGCUACAUUACAAAUAUCAAAGCCCUAGUCUUUGUGGUUUGAAGAAGAUUUUCAAAGUUUUUCCCUAUAUAAGUCGAUGUAAACCAUGUGACCCCUGGGGCAGGGCCACAUUUGACCCUAGGGGGAUAAUUUGACAAUCUUAGUAAAAGCCCACUAGAUGAUGUCAAAUACAAAAUAUCAAAGCCCUAGGCCCUGUGGUUUUGGACAAGAGGUUUUUCAAAGUUUUUCCCUAUAUAAGUCUAAAUAAACCAUGUGACCCCUGGGGCGGGGCCAUAUUAGACCCCAGGGCAAUAAUUUGAAUCAUCUUGGUAGAGGACCACUAGAUGAUGCUUCAUACUAAAUAUCAAAGCCCUAGGCUCUGUGGUUUUAGACAAGAAGAUCAGAAACCGUUUUAACUGUUCCUGGCCAAUGUGACCUUGACCUUUGACCUAAUGACCUCAAAAUCUAUAGGGGUCAUCUGCUGAUCAUGACCAACCUAACUAUCAAUUUUCCUGAUACUAGGCCCAAGCGUUCUUGAGUUACUGCCCGGAAACCAUUUUACUGUUCCUGGUCAAUGUGACCUUGACUUUUGACAUACUGACCUCAAAAUCAAUAGGGGUCAUCUGCUGGUCAUGACCAACUUCUCUAUCAAUUUUUGUGACCCUAGGCCUAUGCGUUCUUGAGUUAUCAUCUGGAAACCGUUCAACUGUUCAGGGUCACUGUGACCUUGACCUUUGACAUACAGACCUCAAAAUCAAUAGGGGUCAUCUGCUGGUGAUGACCAACCUCCCUAUCAACUUUCAUGAUCCUAGGCCCAAUCGUUCUUGAGUUAUCAUCCGGAAACCGUUUUACUGUUCAAGGUCACUGUGACCUUGACCUUUGACAUACAGACCUCAAAAUCAAUAGGGGUCAUCUGCUGGUGAUGACCAACCUCCCUAUCAACUUUGAUGAUCCUAGGCCCAAGCGUUCUUUAGUUAUCAUCCAGAAACUGAUUGGUCUACAUUCCAACCGACCGACAGACAGACCGACCGACCGACCGACCGACAGACAUCUGCAAAACAAUAUACCCCACCUUCUCCGAAGGGGGGCAUAAUAAUUAAAAUCUAAUAUCAAAUGAUGAAAAAAAAUGAUUUAUUAAAAUCUUAUUAAUGGCCGAGGUCCCUUUACUGUAAGGGGUGACCACUGCUUAGGAGAUUGUUACUGGGUGUGACAUUAAUCGUAAAUUACAGCUCCAUAUGCACAGUUUGCUUAUAUACAUUUAACCAAAAUAAAUAGAGUUUUUUUCACUUAACCCUUAGCCUGCUGGCAACAAGUUAUUCUGCCUUUGCGACCAGUGCAGACCAAGAUCAGCCUGCACAUCUGUGCAGUCUGAUCAUGGUCUGCACUGUUCGCUAUUUAGUCAGUAUCUUUUUGGUAAGCAUCCCUUUUAACAGUUAAUGGUACUGUCCAAAUUGAAAGAUGGAUAUGACUGUGUUUGUAAGAUUUAUUGUGGAUAUAGUUCUAUAAUUUUGCGCAAUGCUGCAGCAUUAAGUUUGUUAGAAACGUAUGAAAGAUGAUUGUUUGUUUAUAUAUUCUUUUAACAAAUACAAUGUUUUCUUACAUUUCACCUGUUAUAUAUCCCAAAGCAAUGGUUUUAUCAUUGAAUAAAAUCUUUGUUUGAGUUCAGAUGCGAAGGCAUUUAUAUCACAAGGGCACACAUCAAGGAUUUCUAUGUACUUUUGUAACCACAUCCACUAAAAAUGCCUUAAGUUUGUUGUGUCGUAUUCAUUUUAUCCUGCAGCAUGACAUUUGAUGCUAAGUACAUAAUCAGUGUGACGUACACAGUGACUUUAUUGCAUAAUAGCAUAACACUUCCAGUCUUCUUUGUUUAAUAGGAAAGCAGAUUGGGUUGUGAUGGACAUUGUACAAAUACCAAACCAUGUAGAAAACAUCUAACAUCUGGUAACACUUGGAGAAAAUGUCCUUUUUAAUACAUUCCAUUUAAUAAAUUGAAAAAGUUGCCAUGUCCUUUACAUUUAAUGUAGACAGUGAUAUUCGGUAAGGAGAUACGACUUACAACUGUCACUGAUUACAGGACUUGUUUGUAAUACCAGAGAGAGAUAGUUUAAUUUGAAAAAGAAAUUGUAUGUAAAUAUUAUUUUCUAUAAAAUGUCUAGCCUAUAAUCUCACUAAUAGCUUAUAAUUAUGCUAGUAACAGUGUCCUCUUCUGGAAGUUACAUUUGUACAAGUUUCAUCGGCAUCAGAACAUUACAUGGAGAUUAGAUUUAUAGUAUUGGUGUCUGAAAUGAGUCUAGUUUGUCAUGACCAAGUGAAAGAAAAAGAUGGAGUUGUUUUUUUGCAUUCUGAAUACCUUGUUUUGCUGUAUCUGUGAUUCAAGCAGGUAUAAAAGGUUUGAUUUCAUAACUCGUACUUCCUUUCGAUGAAAAUGAGAUGUGAAACCAAAAUUUAUUUUUUAUUCUGUUUGGCACCAUAUAACCUGUUCCGUGUUGGUGCACUAUUAGUCCCACUCAAACACCACCCCAAGCCCCCCCUCCCCUCCCAAAAAAAAAAAACUGCGUUCAUGAACUCUUAUGCAUCUACUUGACCUUUGUGAUUCUUAAUAGUGCUAGCUUUACUUCAAGCUUGUUGAAAUGAUUCUGUUAGUCAGAUAAAGUGCUUUGGUCUUCACAUGCUGUUAUUUUGUGUUGUUUUUCUGCUGUUGUUGUUUCUAUUGUCAUUAUUUAUUGUAUGUAUUUCAGGAUUAUAAAUGGACCAAUUAAAUAAUUAAGAACACAUA